AUCUCUUCAACCCACUUCACCCCCUCUCACCGCUUCCACAACAGCCACUCUUUAAUACCUAAUGGCGCCCCCUCUCCAGCCCAUCCCCCUCUCCGCCCUCGAAACAGAAAUAUCCCGUCUCGCCAACGGCAAACCGCGCAAACCCGCAGCGGCAAUCUCCAAUGUACGCGACUGCCCGCUGAAAGAAAUGGUGCAAUACAAAUGCAACAUAUACCCGCCGAAGCCGAGCGAAGGGGCGGAAGGGGGAAAGAAGAAACAGAAUAAGGCGGAACCGACGAUUAUCUGUGAGCCUGUUGUGCGGUUGUUCCGGCAGUAAGUUUGAUUUAUAUAUGUUUGGAAGUUGGGGUUGUGGAUGGAAGGGCUUGGCGCGCGUGGGGGAAAAGUUAGAGGGGUAAAUUGGGAUUAGAUUUGAGAAAUUCUAGGGGAUUUAUGGCUGAUGAUUUGUGGUAGGUGUGAAGGGAUGACGGUGGAAACGACGGCUUGGGAGGCGUGGAAGGAUAGACAGGGUCGGAAGUGAGGGGGCGAAGGGAUAGUCAAAGUAGACAAAAGCUUCGACUGGCACUACGACAUCAAAUGCUCAGCACGACAGCAGCGAAACGGUGUAUAGGAGAGUGUGUUGU
Lindgomyces ingoldianus is the source of this 620-nucleotide messenger RNA. RefSeq lists its product as uncharacterized. The coding region runs from base 62 to 316 and encodes 84 amino acids. Lineage: Eukaryota; Fungi; Ascomycota; Dothideomycetes; Pleosporales; Lindgomycetaceae. The transcript has a single exon. Gene Ontology annotation, cellular component: mitochondrial inner membrane peptidase complex. The record is from RefSeq and is a predicted model, not a curated record.